AAUUUUAAUCAUUUAUCAGUUGUGUAUAAAGGGGUGUUAGUUAUUCAAACACUUUAGAAAAUUCAAGCCCAAACAAACACUCUUCUCUUCUCCUCUUCCAAUAUGGAUUCCCUCUCCACCCAAUACCCAAAUUCACAACCCCUCUCCUGGGACCAAGACCUUGUUUUCUACCACAACAAUUCCCUUCCAUUUGAUUUCAACGACUCGGAAGAAAUGCUUCUUCUGGGAGUCCUCGCCGAGGCUCACUCCUCAGAAACGAUUUCCUCGUCCUUUAGAGCAAUCAAGGACGAGGAAGUCACUUCCAAGGAGAAACAAAAGUCCUACAGAGGGGUUCGGCGGCGCCCGUGGGGAAAAUUCGCCGCCGAAAUCAGGGAUUCAACGAGAAACGGAAUCCGGGUUUGGCUCGGGACGUUUGAUAGUGCGGAGGCGGCCGCCUUGGCUUACGACCAGGCCGCCUUCUCGAUGAGGGGUUCCACGGCGGUGCUCAAUUUUCCGGUGGAGACAGUCCGGGAAUCUAUGAGGGAUAUCAAGUGUGGGUGUGAAGAUGGUUGUUCUCCGGUGGUGGCACUUAAGAGGAGACACUCAAUGAGAAACAAGUACUCAGUUGGCAGUAAUAAAAGAUGUAAAGUUAAAGAUAUCAAGGUAGAGAAUGUGGUGGUAUUAGAGGACUUGGGAGCUGAAUAUUUAGAGGAGCUACUUAGUUCAUCUUAUUAGAAUGGUUAUAGUUUUUUUUUUUUUUUUCCUACCCAUUUUUCAAUUUUAUUUUUAUUUUAUUUUUUAAUUGGUGUUCUCGCCCGUGAUAAUAUAGGAGCUAUUAUAAAUUUGUCUCAUGCUAAUAUAUAGGAAUUAUUGUAAAGCGAAUGUAAUUAUCAAAAAAAUUAAAAUUUCUACUCAUUCAACCUUUUGUUU
Camellia sinensis is the source of this 909-nucleotide messenger RNA. RefSeq names its product ethylene-response factor C3. Gene Ontology annotation, molecular function: DNA-binding transcription factor activity; DNA binding. Gene Ontology annotation, biological process: ethylene-activated signaling pathway; regulation of DNA-templated transcription. Lineage: Eukaryota; Viridiplantae; Streptophyta; Magnoliopsida; Ericales; Theaceae. The record is from RefSeq and is a predicted model, not a curated record.